AUGGGGACCCACUUCGAUGCGGACGGUAUUGUAUCGAAGGGACUUUCUGCGAUAGGUGCGGCCCUUGUUGGGUUGAGCAAUGUCCCUGUCGUUUGGUCCAAUUGCCGCCGGCCUUCAUCCAAGGUCCAUGAUGGCUAUUCCGAUGAGGACGGAGAGGCGACUGCAGAGUCGAUCAAGGGUCUGGGAGGAAAAUGGUCCCUGCGAUUCAUCGCUGUUCUUUCUCUCGUCGGGUUUGGGUGUUCAUUAGCCACAUCCGUUUUGUCAACCCUCGGAUUUGGAAAAGAAGAACUACCGUUGUACUGGACUCAGUUCGCAGGUUGGAAUAUCGCGACAGUUCAAUCGAUCAUUCUGUUGAAGGAAACGGCUGUUCUCCGAAGAUUCGACCUCGCGCACUGUGGCUUCUGGACCAGUCUCGGGGUCUUCGUCUUUGCGCUUCCCCGUCUGACGACAUACUACUUGCAGAAUGAAAGAACAUUCUUCGCUUUGACUCUUACCAGUGCAACCGCCGGUAUGUUAAGAGGCCUGUGUUGCCUUUCUAUUCCUCGCCGACCCGAUGUCUAUCGAAAGGGACGUUUGGUAGACCAGGAGCUCAGCUCCAGCCUGUGGAGCAGGCUGACCCUUGGUUACACCACUCCUUUCCUUCGAUUCAGUGGUAAGCGGCAGGGAACUAUGGCUACCGAGGAAUUCCCUGAACUACCCAAUAAAGCCCGGGCAGAGAGACUCCACAAUCUUAUCGAAGAAACCCGAUCACAGGGGAUGUCGCUGUUUCAGGCUAUUUGUAAGGCACACAAAGGCGCCGUGAUUCUUCAGGUCAUUCUUGCCCUCGCAACUGCUAUAUCCAGCUUUGGUCCCCAUGCUGCACUAUAUGGAAUCCUAAAGACUCUGGAAGACGCGACUUUAGGUAGUCCGGGUGUCUGGGCAGCCGUGCUGGGUGUCUCUCUGUGUGUGUUUUCUACAUUUACAUCAUGGGUCUGGUGGAUUACCUACUCGAAGCUGGCCGUCCCUAUUGCUUCGGAGCUGCAGGCGCUCCUUUAUGAUAAAACUAUGCGCCGCAAGGAUAUCCAACAGCCAAAGAAUAGCGACGAAGAUAAUGGCAAGGAAGGAUCCGGUCCUGUCCAACAAGGCCAACAAGAAGUUAUUAAUCUUGUCACUGUCGAUACCCGCCGAAUCUCAGACUAUGCUUCUUACAAUCACCUGAUUCCCUCAUCGGUGGCUCAAUUCAUUCUGGCUUGCGUCUGCUUGCUAUUCCUCAUCGGCUGGAAGAGUCUUCUUGCAGGCUUGGCCGCUGUCUUCCUGAUGUCCCCUAUCAACAUCUGGAUUGCACAAGAAUACAGGUCAUUCCAAGUGACAAUGAUGAAAGCCAAAGAUCACCGCACGUCCCUCGUGCACGAAGUUGUGCAAAACAUCCGGCAGAUCAAGUUCUCUGCGACGGCCUCUGCCUGGGAAGAUCGAGUCCUCGAAGCUCGCAAGCACGAGUUGCGCUUCCUGCUUCAAGCUUGCUUCCGGGAGACCGGCUUCGUCGCCGUCUGGACUCUGACACCGCUGUUGUUGUCCGCUGUUUCUCUGUCCGUUUACGCAUUGCAAUACGGCGGUUUGUCUGCUUCCGUCGCUUUCACAUCGAUCUCUAUCUUUGGUUCGCUGGAGGUCGCUCUGGCUGCCUUGCCUCACCUAUUCGCCACGGCCUUGGAGGCCAAAAUGAGUGUCGACAGAAUUGAUGAGUAUAUGCAGACCCCUGAUAAAAAGGAGACCGAGCGCAGCCCGUCGUCGAAUAUUAUGUUCCAAGAUGCCACUAUCUCCUGGCCGUGCGACGAGGAAUCCGAUCCCGCGGGAUUCUUUCUGUCCAAUCUAAACCUCAUGUUCCCUUCCAAAGGUCUCGCCGUAAUUAGCGGCCGAACUGGCUCUGGAAAGAGUCUGCUUCUGUCCGCUAUUCUCGGCGAAAGCGAUGUCCCUCUUGGAUCAGUCAAGGUUCCAUCUUCGGACAGUUCGCAGUGGCGAAUCCCUCCGACCGGCGAUAAUGACUGGAUUGUGGAUGAUGCUAUCGCCUAUGUCCCUCAAGAGCCCUGGACCGAGAACGGUACUAUCCGUAGCAACAUUCUCUUUGGUCUGCCUCUUAACUGGGAGCGAUACCAAGAAGUCUUGUUUGCGACCGGUCUCGGAAGAGACCUCGAGAUCUUGAGCGACGGCGACAAAACUGACAUCGGUGCCAAUGGCGUGAACCUGAGCGGUGGCCAGCGUGCCCGUGUUUCCCUUGCCCGAGCUCUCUAUUCUCGUGCUGGAAUAUUGAUCAUGGACGAUAUCUUCAGUGCUCUUGAUGCAGACACCAGUCGACACGUAUAUGAGAACGGGCUCACUGGAAUUUUAGCUAAGGGCAGAACUAGAGUCCUUGCAACUCACCACAUCGGUCUUUGCUUGCCAAAGGCAGACUACUGCGUUGUCCUGGAGGGAGGCUCUAUGUCCUUUGUCGGGUCGGCGGAUCAACUCAAGAAGAAAACAGGAUUAUACGAUAUCCUUCAAGUGGAAAAUGGCGACGAGAGCAGCAAGCACUCUCGCCCCACCACUACCGCCGAGCAGCAGAUUGACGAGCCUGCAACUCGCAAGUUCAGUCCUGAUGAGGAGCGCGCAAUAGGCUCAGUGUCAAUUCAAAUUUAUAAGAGACUCUUGACUGGCAAAAACUCCCGCUUAUUGUGGGCACUGGGCUUUACUGUCGCUAUUCUAUACACGUCCUCUGUUUUUGCGCGGGGAUGGUGGCUUCACAUUUGGACAGGCACAAGCCAAGUGCAUUUCGCGCAUUACACGAGCUACAGCUCUGCUGUCGUAUCACUUGCUGCUCAAAGGUUCCGCGAGUUAGAUGCCCCUGAUGACCUUGCCAAGUACAUCUCUGUCUACGUCGGAAUUUCUCUGGGGGCCGCGAUCAUGGCCACUUUGCAGUACUUCCUGUCUUCCGUUUUGGCCGCACCACUUCGUUGGGUCGACACUGUCCCCCUGGGUCGUCUGUUGAAUCGCUUCACUGCAGACGUCUACAUCGUUGACUAUGUCCUCGGUACGCACAUUUCAGAGUUGGUGCAGUCGACUCUUCAGAUCGUCGGUGUUAUGGUCGCCAGUACCUCCGUCUCACCCUCAAUUCUGGUCCUCGCCGCUGUCCUGCUAGCCGUCUCACUCCGACUAGCCGUCCUCUACCUUGCUGCUGCUCGUGAGCUGAAGCGAUUGGAAAGCAUUUCCCGAAGCCCCAUUCUCGACCACUUCAUCUCCAGUUUGGCUGGAUUGCACACCAUCCGUGCUUUCGACCAAGCACGCGAAUAUGUCCAAGCAAUGUUCACCAGAAUCGAUGCCUACGCAAACGUCUCACGACACCUCUGGCUAUUCAACUGGUGGCUGCAACUCCGUAUUGGUGUCCUCGGUGCCAUUUUCUCCACAGUGACCGCGGCCAUGGUCGUCAAAUUCGGCGUUUCUGCCUCGCUUGCCGGGUUCGCCAUCAGCUUCGUCCUGCAAUACAACACUGCCGUGUCCAACAUGGUCCGUAUCUACGCCAGCUUCGAGAUGGAAAUGAACGCAGCUGAGCGAGUCAUCGACUAUGCCAGCAUCGAGACCGAGCCACAGGGCGGCCUGGAGCCCCCUGCCGCCUGGCCUACCAAGGGACAAGUCGAAGUCGAAAACCUAACGGUGAGCUACGCGCCCGAGCUUCCUCCCGCGCUGAAGGGAAUCAGCUUCAGCAUCGAAAACAACCAGCGGGUCGGCGUCGUCGGCCGCACUGGAUCGGGCAAAUCAACCCUCGCAUUAGCACUGUUCCGUCUCAUGGAACCCAGCGAAGGCCGCGUCCUGAUCGACGGACUCGACACAUCCACGAUCAAGCUCGACGCACUGCGAAGAAGGGGUCUAGCCAUCGUGCCCCAACACCCUACCCUAUUUGCAGGAACUGUCCGAACAAACCUAGACCCCUUCGGCUGGUACUCCGAGACACAGCUGACUGUCGUCCUGGAACGAGUUCAUCUCUGCAAACCAAGCAAGGGGAACAGUGCCUCAUUCCUGAACCUGCCAGUCUCAGAGGGCGGAGCGAAUUUCUCACAGGGACAGCGCCAGCUCCUCUGCCUCGCCCGCGCUAUCCUUCAACAAGCCAAGGUCAUGAUCAUGGACGAGGCCACCUCGGCCGUGGACAUGGAGACGGAUGGACUGAUCCAGCAAACUAUCCGGUCGGAAUUCGGCCGCUCAAUGAGCUCAUUUCUGGUGAUUGCGCAUCGACUGAGCACGAUUGCCGACUUCGAUAAGAUCCUGGUGCUAAGUGAGGGACGGGUUGUUGAGUUUGGGCCGCCGGAGGAUCUGAUUAAAAUUGAGGGCGGAGAGUUCCGGGAGCUGGUGAACCAGAGUGGCGAAAGGGGUGUGUUGGAAGAGAUCAUUUCGAGGAGGUCUCGUUGA
This is a messenger RNA of Penicillium chermesinum, 4410 nucleotides long. RefSeq names its product ABC transporter. The coding region runs from base 1 to 4410 and encodes 1469 amino acids. Gene Ontology annotation, molecular function: ATP hydrolysis activity; ABC-type transporter activity; ATP binding. Lineage: Eukaryota; Fungi; Ascomycota; Eurotiomycetes; Eurotiales; Aspergillaceae. Gene Ontology annotation, cellular component: membrane. The record is from RefSeq and is a predicted model, not a curated record. Gene Ontology annotation, biological process: transmembrane transport. The transcript has 5 exons.